UAUAUAGCAAAACAACAGUGAUUUUAAGGAAACUAUUGAUGGUUUAUCUUGGAAAAAUGAGGUUUAUAAUGAAGGUUUUCAUCCUUCAAUUUGUAGGAGUUCUCUUCUUUUCUGGCCUUUUACUUACUCAGGCUUUUGUUCACCGUCAUCGAUUUGUCGUGAAAGAAGCUCCAUACACUAGACUUUGCAGCACAAAGAACAUAUUAACUGUCAAUGGAAAAUUCCCAGGGCCAGUUCUUUAUGCCAAUACCGGCGAUACGCUCGUUGUCGAUGUGUAUAACCAGGGAAGCCAAAAUAUAACCAUCCAUUGGCAUGGUGUGAAACAACCAAGAUAUCCCUGGUCAGAUGGUCCUGAAUUUAUUACUCAAUGCCCAAUCCGACCGGGAACAAAAUUCAGUCAGAAGAUUAAGCUUUCAGAUGAGGAGGGCACAUUGUGGUGGCACGCUCAUAGCGAUUGGUCACGAGCCACAGUGAAUGGUGCUCUCGUGAUCCGUCCUGCAAAUAAAACUCAAUAUCCUUUCCCUAAACCUGAUGCUGAAAUCCCCAUCAUAAUAGGGGAAUGGUGGAAGAGUGAUGUACAAGAGGUGGUUGAUGAGUUUCUCGCAAGUGGAGGAGAUGUAAAUAUUUCAGAUGCUUACCUUAUAAAUGGUCAACCAGGGGAUUUAUAUCCUUGCUCAAGAAAUGGUACAUACAAGCUAACAGUUGACUAUGGCAAGACUUAUUUGCUUCGAAUGGUGAACGCUGUAAUGAACAAUCAAAUGUUCUUCUCCAUAGCAAAUCAUCAAAUCACUGUAGUAGGAUCAGAUGCUGCCUAUUUAAAGCCAUUCAAAACAGAUUAUAUCAUAAUUUCUCCUGGACAGACCAUUGAUUUAUUACUUGAAGCAAAUCAACCCCUCAACCAUUAUUACAUGGCUUCAAGAGCUUACAGUAGCAACCCUGGAAUUCGAUACGAUGACACAAACACCACCGCCAUCCUCCAGUAUCGGGGAAAUUACACCCCGUCUUCACCACCAUCCUUCCCGAAUAAUCUCCCUAAUCACACCGAUACAAAUGCAUUUGUUAGUUUCACGGGGAAAUUCCGGUUUUUGGCUAAUAAGGAACAUCCAAUGAACGUGCCAUUGAACGUUACAAAAAAAUUGUUAUUUACAUUUUCGGUUAACACAUUGCCAUGUGCUAAUGAGUCGUGCCUUGGACCAAAUGGAGAUAAAUUUGCAGCUAGUGUGAAUAAUAUAAGUUUUGUUAUGCCUCAAAUUGACAUACUUGAAGCUUAUUAUAAGCAGAUAAAUGGGAUUUAUGGAGAUGAUUUUCCUAGUGUUCCACCUUUGAAAUUCAACUACACAGGGGAUUCAUUACCUGUGGAAUUUCAAAGAGUUGAUAGGAGAACAGAAGUGCAUGUUCUUGAAUAUGGAUCAACGGUGGAGAUUGUUUUGCAGGGGACUAAUUUAUUGGGUGGAGUUGAUCAUCCCAUUCAUUUGCAUGGAUACAGUUUUUAUGUGGUUGGUUUGGGUUUUGGAAAUUUUGAUAAGGAGAAGGACCCUUUGAAUUAUAAUGUUGUUGAUCCUCCUCUUCAGAACACUAUUGCUAUUCCAAGAAAUGGCUGGGCAGCCAUCAGAUUCACAGCCAAUAAUCCUGGUGUGUGGUUUAUGCACUGCCAUUUCGAGCGUCACAUAAGCUGGGGAAUGGAUAUGGCAUUCAUUGUUAAGGAUGGAAAAGGCUUGGAUCAGAAACUUCUGCCUCCACCUCCAGAUAUGCCCAAUUGUUGAUUCGAUUAAUCUUAGAAUAUAUAUACAAAUUAUUAAUUUUGAUUCCUUACCGAGUCCCUAUAAACAUUAAUUGUUCAGUGAUUUAAUUUAUUAGUUUGUUGUAUAACGUAGCUUUGGAUUAUCUAUGAUAUUGCUUUUACAAUGUUUACUAAA
Messenger RNA from Nicotiana tabacum (common tobacco), 1916 nucleotides. Its product is annotated as laccase-14-like. Gene Ontology annotation, cellular component: apoplast. Gene Ontology annotation, biological process: lignin catabolic process. The record is from RefSeq and is a predicted model, not a curated record. Gene Ontology annotation, molecular function: copper ion binding; hydroquinone:oxygen oxidoreductase activity. NCBI's taxonomy places the organism in Eukaryota, Viridiplantae, Streptophyta, Magnoliopsida, Solanales, Solanaceae.